UGUGGUGCUCGAAACAAAAGCUGCGCACGGGGAGGAAAAAGAGGCAAGGAGCUCGUGACGUCGGGAGGACUAAGUCACACACACACGAACACACACCUCCCUUCUCUCUUUAGCUCAGUGUAAAUACCAUCUCCACCAGAUGAGCGCGGACGCACUGAAUGCUUCUGUAUAACAUCACAGAAGCCUUCUGAAUCAUCACUGACUGAUACAAACAUUUCUGUAGUUUAUGCUUGCUCGCUUGCUUGUUUGUUUGUUUUAUGUGAUAUUAUUCUUGGAUUUCAUCACUCCAUGUCCUUCGUGAUCGGUUGUGCUGACCCCCAAAACUGACAAAGAGGAAUGUCUUCUCGACACCCAUCCAACCCAAAACCUAACUUCUGGAUAUGAGAAAGAUUCCUGAAGACAGUUCUUAAGGGGAAAACAUACCACAGAAGACGCACAUAUAGUAAAAGACUGGACUGUACCGCGGUAUGGCGUUGUGAAAAGGACUCUUAACAUUGUAUGUGCACUUUGGUUACGUUAAAGAGAAAAGAGCCACACCAAGACUUUCUGCGGCAGCGCAGACAACGGGGGGCAUUUUCUUCGUCAGACCGCGUUAAGAUGCUCUGUUUUUCAGCAUGCCAGCGGGCGCAUGCCAUGCUGUAGCGCUGCGCAGCCAAAUGGCACGAGCCAGCGCAACCGAAUCGCUCUGACGUUCACGGAGGACAAGACGUAUGAUGAUGAGCGGCAGCUGCCGUGGGACCAGUCUCCUUGUCCCGAUGCGUUCUCCACUCUCCGUUCGGUUCGCCUUCAUUCUUCCUCUCACACACCUGCUCGUCUUCGCUGUCUCUGUUCUAGGAACGCGCGUGGGUAAAUAGAACCGCGUUAGGAACAAUGGAGUUGUCUGAGGUUCGCUGUUCCAGCGCGAGCGAGGAGCUGUACACCAUCAACAAGACCCCCAGCAACAACAACGGGAACCGACCGAAGCGCCUGCUGUGGCAGAACGCUGUGCGACACAUCACCGAGCAGCGCUUCAUUCACGAGCACAGCCCUAAACCCGUCUCACCGGACGAGCCUCACGCGCAGGGCUCGCGCAAGCAGUCCGCCGGCAGGACUUCGGUGAGCGACCGGCACAAUAACGGCGGUACUAAAGUCUUCCCCGAGCGCUCGAGCAGCGACCUGGGUUUCCUGCAGAUCGACUGCGCGCCCAGCAACUCCGACUUCUUUCUGAGCUGGGGCUACACGUACCGCGGGGUCAUCUUCCCCACGCUGCGCUACGCCUUCAAGUCCAGGGACCUCGAGCGCCUGUACCAGCGCUACUUCCUGGGCCAGCGACGGAAGUCGGUGGUGGUCAUGAACAUUCUGGACGUGGUGACCAAGCUGACCCUGCUCGUGCUGCACCUGACCCUGGCGUCCACACCGAUGGACCCGAUCAAAGGAAUGCUGCUCGGCUUCUUCACGGGCAUCGAGGUGGUCAUCUGCGCUCUGGUGGUGGUACGCAAAGACACAAGCUCGCACGGUUACCUGCAGUACAGCGGAGCGGUGACCUGGGUCGCCAUGGCCACGCAGAUCCUCGCGACGGGACUGGGCUACGGUUUGCUCGGGGAUGGGAUAGGGUACGUGCUCUUCACGCUCUUUGCUACCUACAGCAUGCUGCCGCUGCCUCUCACCUGGGCCAUCGUGGCGGGACUGCUGACCUCCGCGCUGCACAUCGCGAUCCAGCUGUUGGUGCCCCCUCGAGCACAGAUCUCCACGAAUCAGCUGUUAGCUCAGGUGCUGCUGUUCUUAUGUAUAAACACUGCAGGGAUGUUUAUCAGCUACCUGUCAGACCGCGCCCAGCGCCAGGCCUUUCUGGAGACACGCAGGUGCAUCGAGGCACGUCUUCGCCUGGAGACCGAGAACCAGCGACAGGAGCGUCUGGUCUUGUCGGUGCUGCCACGCUUUGUAGUGCUGGAGAUGAUUAAUGACAUGACCAAUGUGGAGGACGAGAACCUACAGCACCAGUUUCACCGUAUCUACAUUCACCGCUAUGAGAACGUGAGUAUUCUCUUUGCUGAUGUGAAGGGCUUCACCAAUCUUUCCACCACACUCUCUGCUCAGGAACUCGUUCGAAUGCUCAACGAACUCUUUGCACGCUUUGACCGACUGGCACACGAGCAUCAUUGCCUGAGGAUCAAGAUACUAGGGGAUUGUUAUUAUUGUGUUUCUGGCCUUCCCGAGCCUCGACCGGAUCAUGCCCACUGCUGUGUUGAGAUGGGCCUCAGCAUGAUCAAAACCAUCAGGUAUGUGCGCUCACGUACAAAACAUGACAUAGACAUGCGCAUUGGCAUCCACUCUGGUUCGGUUCUAUGCGGAGUUCUUGGUUUGCGGAAAUGGCAAUUUGACGUCUGGUCUUGGGAUGUCGACAUAGCCAACAAACUGGAGUCUGGGGGAAUACCUGGGAGGAUCCACAUCUCUAAAGCGGCUCUAGACUGUCUGAAUGGCGAUUAUGAGGUGGAAGAGGGUCACGGUAAGGACCGCAACGAUUUUCUGCGCAGGCAUAACAUCGAGACUUUCCUGAUCAAGCAGCCAGAGGAGAGCUUACUCACGCUGCCGGAGGACAUCAUGAGAGACUCCACCAACCAAUCAGAUCACAGACCCUCUAACACUUCCUUCACGGAGGGAACAUGGAGCCCUGAACUUCCCUUCCAUAACAUAGUGGGCAAACAGAAUACUCUGGCUGCGCUCACACGUCACUCCAUUAACCUGCUCCCCAACCACCUGGCUCAAGCCCUGCAUGUGCGCGCCGGCUCACAGGAAAUUAACGCUCGCAUGCAGAGCGCCAUCGCCCUGCGCAGCGGGGACAAGCUCCGCCAAGAACAUAUCUCCCCCUUCUCUCUCACCUUUAGAGAAACACUGCUGGAGCACAAGUAUUCCCAGAUGCGAGACGAAGUGUUUAAGUCUAAUCUUGUGUGUGCCUUCAUUGUUCUCUUCUUCAUCACUGGAAUACAGAGCUUACUUCCCUCUGCAAGGAUGGUGACUAUGGUGAUACAGUUCUCCGUCCUCAUCUUGCUGCAAUGUUGCCUUGUUGUUGUGACAACGGCGGAGGAUUAUAAGUGUUUGCCGCUGGUUUUGCGAAAAGCAUGUUGCUGGGUGAACGAAACGUACACUGCACGGAACGUCGUCAUCUUCCUCUCCAUCCUCAUCAACUUCUUGGCUGCCAUGAUCAACAUACUUUGGUGUGAUUUCGAUAAAAAUUCCGGCUCGUUCAGGAACCAGACGUUUAAUGCAUCUGCCUCAAUCCCCGAUAUCUGCUUCUACCCAGAGUAUUUCGUGUUUACUGGAGUGUUGGCGAUGGUGACGUGUGCAGUGUUCCUCAGACUGAACUCGGUUCUGAAGCUGGCCAUCCUGCUGAUCAUGAUCGCUAUCUACGCAGUGCUGACCGAGGCCCUCUACACACCACUGUUCAUCCGCUAUGACACACUUACACUUAAUCAGAGCAAAAGCUUCCUGGGAACCAAGGAAACGUCUCUGCUUCUCAUGGCGAUGUUCCUUUUAGCGGUGUUCUACCACGGCCAACAGCUGGAGUAUACUGCUCGUCUGGACUUCCUAUGGCGUGUACAGGCGAAAGAAGAGAUAAAUGAGAUGCGAGAGCUGCGUGAACACAAUGAGAACAUGCUUCGGAACAUUCUCCCCAGCCAUGUCGCACGCCACUUCCUGGAGAAAGACAGAGACAAUGAGGAGCUCUACUCGCAGUCAUAUGAUACGGUGGGAGUGAUGUUCGCCUCCAUUCCAGGCUUUGCUGACUUUUACUCGCAGACUGAAAUGAAUAAUCAGGGUGUGGAGUGUUUGCGGCUGCUCAAUGAGAUCAUCGCUGAUUUUGAUGAGUUGCUGGGGGAAGAGCGAUUUCAGGACAUCGAGAAGAUAAAGACCAUCGGCAGCACAUACAUGGCCGUGUCAGGACUAUCUCCUGAGAAACAACAAUGUGAGGAUAAAUGGGGGCAUCUGUGCGCGCUGGCUGAUUUCGCCAUUGCUCUGAAUGAAAGCAUUCAGGAGAUCAACAAACAUUCGUUUAACAACUUCCAGCUCCGAAUCGGUAUGGCUCACGGCUCUGUGGUCGCUGGAGUGAUCGGCGCUAAGAAGCCGCAGUAUGAUAUUUGGGGGAAGACGGUUAAUCUGGCAAGUCGCAUGGACAGCACGGGUGUGAGCGGGAAGAUCCAGCUCCCAGAGGAGACCUACGCCAUCCUGAAUGAGCGCGGCUUUGCCUUCGAGUACCGAGGCGAGAUCUAUGUGAAGGGCAUCAGCGAACAAGAAGGCAAGAUUCGUACGCACUUCCUUGUGGGCCGUGUGCAGCCCAACCCGCUCAUCCUGCAGCCGAGAAAGCUCACAGGACAGUACUCGCUCGCCGCCGUGGUGCUCGGCCUGGUCCAGUCCCUCAACCGGCAGAAACAGAAACAAAUCCUCAAUGAAAACAACAACUCAGGCAUCAUGAAGGGCCACUACAACCGCAGAACUCUGCUGGCACCAGGCGGUCCAGACACCAGCCACGCCGAGGUCACGGACAAGAGCGAGCUGGCCUAGAAGACAAGGAAAACAGACUGCGUACUUAACCAAAAGACUGAGCUGUACUUCAGACUGCUGCCGCUGACUGAGUGUCUCUCUUGCUGUCUGUGUUUCUUUUUGUAUUUAUUUUGUAUUUGAGAAACAAUAAAGGGGUUUAAUUUUUUU
Molecule: messenger RNA, 4683 nt
Organism: Carassius carassius (crucian carp)
Lineage: Eukaryota; Metazoa; Chordata; Actinopteri; Cypriniformes; Cyprinidae
Product: adenylate cyclase type 8-like
Exons: 18
Coding region: 871-4536 (1221 amino acids)
Biological process (GO): cAMP biosynthetic process; intracellular signal transduction; adenylate cyclase-activating G protein-coupled receptor signaling pathway
Cellular component (GO): plasma membrane
Molecular function (GO): adenylate cyclase activity
Source: RefSeq, a predicted model, not a curated record